This is a messenger RNA of Thalassophryne amazonica, 3513 nucleotides long. RefSeq names its product axin 1 (gene axin1). Gene Ontology annotation, biological process: negative regulation of canonical Wnt signaling pathway. Bases 253 to 2832 code for a protein of 859 amino acids. The record is from RefSeq and is a predicted model, not a curated record. Lineage: Eukaryota; Metazoa; Chordata; Actinopteri; Batrachoidiformes; Batrachoididae. The transcript has 11 exons.
CCUGAGUUCCGCACACAGACGCUGAGAGACAGCCAUGGAGAGCGGACUGUUUUCUUUGUUAUUUUUAAACUGUUACAUUUGGCAACAAUGACAUUGCUCGUGGUGACCUGUGCCGUUUCAAAUCUCCGAUGUGCCAGAAAGCAGCAAGAAGAUUUUCACCGGAGUGGGUUUCCAGUGGAGUAAGUAGCGUUCUGGAUCUAAUAGUUUUAAAGUGUGGGCUCUACAGGGACGUAGUUUGUGGAUGCUGUGACUAUGAGCAUAAGCACCAAAGUGGGCUACUUACUGGACCUGGGAGGCAACUUCACCGAGGAUGCUCCUAGACCGCCAGUCCCAGGGGAAGAAGGUGCACUUGUGUGCAGUGAUGGACGCCACUACAGCAACCUUGGUUUCUCCUCUAAGACUGAUGGCAUCAAAUGCGACGCCUCUGUUGCUACACCGAGGCGGCCUGACUUGGACUUGGGUUAUGAGCCAGAGGGCAGUGCUUCCCCUACACCACCAUACUUAAAGUGGGCAGAGUCUCUUCAUUCCCUCCUGGAUGACCAGGAUGGCAUCCAUCUCUUUAGGACAUUCCUAAAGCAGGAGGAGUGUGCUGACAUGUUGGACUUCUGGUUUGCAUGCAGUGGCUUCCGCAAACUUGAAGCUAAUGAGAGCAAUGAGGAGAAGAAGUUAAAACUGGCAAAAGCAAUCUAUAAGAAAUACAUUCUGGACAACAAUGGAAUUGUCUCCAGGCAGAUCAAACCGGCUACCAAGUGCUUCAUCAGAGACUGCGUGAUGAAGUCUCAUGUUGAUCUUGCGAUGUUUGACCAGGCUCAGACUGAGAUACAGACUAUGAUGGAGGAAAACACGUAUCCCUUAUUCCUUAAAUCUGACAUUUAUUUGGAAUAUACCAGGACCGGGGGAGAGAGCCCAAAACUUUACAACGAUCAGAGCUCUGUUUCUGGGAAUGGAAAAGGGUUAACGGGCUAUUUGCCAAUUUUAAUUGAAGACGAGGAAUGGAGGUAUGAGAAAGAGACAGAGUGUGAUCCCGCCCCUGGAAGUCGGCUUACUCAGAAGUUGCUUAUGGAGAUGGCGCCACAGCGUGUUGUCGGCAGCACGAGAUUUCAGGAGAGUCAGGAGUACAGGCUUGCUCCAUGUCGGGAGCCCAUCAGCCCGUUCUACAUCAACACUGGCUGUGCUUUGGCUCCCGCCACCAGCGCCAAUGAUAGCGAGCAGCAGAGUAUGUCCAGCGACGCAGACACCCUUUCUCUCACGGACAGCAGCGUAGAUGGGGUUCCACCCUACAGAAACCGCAAACAGCAUCGCCGGGAGAUGCACGAAAGUGCCAAAGCAAACGGGCGAGUGCCGCUACCUCAUAUUCCUCGUACAAACCGGAUUCCAAAGGAUAUACAUGUGGAGCCACAAAGGUUUGCUGCGGAACUGAUCAGCAGGUUGGAAAUGGUGCUGAGAGAAAGGGAGGCUGAAGAGAAACUUGAGGAGCGACUGAAGAGAGUACGAUUGGAAGAGGAAGGUGAUGAUGGCAAUAUGACCACUGCCAUGCCAUUGAAUGGUCACAGGUUUCCCCCUGGUGCUUAUCAACAGACUUACAACACCCACUAUGCCGACCUCUCCUGCUGUAGUCCUCUUGUGAAAGAUGCACAUGAGGAAAACCCUGAGAGCAUCCUGGACGAUCACGUACAACGAGUCAUGAAGACUCCUGGGUGCCAGUCGCCAGGUACGGGCCGUCAUUCCCCCAAGUCACGCUCACCAGAUGGCUUGCCGGGGGGUAAGGGACUUGGAAUGGCGCAGUCAUCAUAUCAGGGAAAACAUCCAUCCAGACACGGUCUCAAAGGAGACACCAGCCAUCUGUACCACCACAAAUAUGUACAUCACAUCCACCACUCAAAUUCUGGGAAGUCCAAAGAGCAGGCGGAAGCUGAGGCUGCCGAACACGUGCACAGCACUGUUCCCUGGGCCACCGAGCCGAAUCAUUAUGGGUCAAAGUCUCGCACGUAUGCUGAUGGAAUGGUAUCAAACCCUAUGGAGCAUGUGGGUUACAGUAGCAAAGGUAGCAGCACACAGUGCAAAAGAGCUUUCAGGAAAGGCGAGGAAGUGCGGCCUCAUGACACGUCAGUGCCUGCGAAUGAGAUAGAGAGAAACCAGAAGAUUCUUUUGUGGAUGAUGGAAGGAGAGAAAGAAAUGGUUCGUCAUAAAAAGAGCCCUUAUGGGAGUAUUUCUGGGUCCAAGAAGGCCGUUGGUCAUGAAGGACCCCGGCUCAGCUCAGUGGAGCGAUCAGUCUACCCGCGGGUCAGUGCCCAGUUGCGGAACAGUGUGCAGCCAUCUCACCCUUUCAUUCAGGAUCCAACUAUGCCCCCCAACCCAGCUCCCAAUCCCCUCACACAGCUGGAGGAGGCUUGUCGACGGCUUGAGGAGGAGAAGAUCAAAUCUGGAGCCUUACAACCCAAGCAAAAGUAUGUGAUGGAAGUCAUCCAGAGAGGUCGCGCCGCAGUCAGGCCAGCUUUGUUCCCACAGCUCAGCGUGGUUCCUGCCGUUUCUGACACAGAGCUCUCCGAGCCCGAACAUAAAGCUUCUAAAAAGCAGACGUGUGAAAACAUUACUGUGGCGUAUUACUUCUGCGGAGAGCCGAUACCAUACAGAACUUCUAUCAAAGGGAGGAUUGUGACACUGGGACAGUUCAAGGAACUGCUAACAAAGAAAGGAAAUUACAGGUAUUAUUUCAAGAAGGUGAGCGACGAGUUUGACUGUGGGGUCGUGUUUGAAGAGGUGCACGACGAUGAAGCUAUAUUGCCCAUCUUUGAGGAGAAGAUCAUUGGGAAAGUUGAAAAAAUUGAUUGAAAUGCAUGCUGAAGAAGUAAAAAAAAAAAAAAAAAAAAAAAGAAGAAAAAUUGUGUGAUGGACCGAGCUGUGCCGGAUUGUGAGGAGGAGGAAGAGCUUCAUGAUGCAGAUGAGGAGGCACAGAUGAAAGUUGAAAUGAAUAGGAUCUGGAGCUGAAAAGAAACGCAGUGGUUGACUCAAUUGUCUGUUGUAUUUCAGGUGAGCUCUGCUCCGCUGCAGAAACCUUGUACGAGAGGAGACCUCAUCCACUUAUUUGGAGUGUGGUGUAGCAUUGUAAAGAAUACUAGACUCACAUAUUUUUGAUAUGAUGCAUCAGAAGGUGUGCUUUUAAAAUAACCACGCUUGUAAAUUUUUUUAUAUGUAUUGGUACUAGAUAUGUACAGUCUGUUUAAAGGAAAAAAUAAUAAUUUUAUAUCUAUUUAAUAUUUAAAAAUCUGAAUUUUCAGUCCAGUUGACGCAGGAUUGUCACGUGUUGAAGACUAUCAAAAUUUCUAAUAGGGCUGUUUUUGUUUGUAUGUUCUCACACAUUUUGCCAAUUCGUAGAAACUCUGACAUCCUUGUUCUUUCAAGUGCUUUUAAUAGUUAUUUUGUAUUCUGUUUGGUUCCAUUAUCUUUAUUAUCUGACACAGGCCACUGGCUCUUUGUAACUGGCAGCUUAAUCUUUAAAAUUACCACGCAUCA